Molecule: messenger RNA, 3100 nt
Organism: Hippocampus zosterae (dwarf seahorse)
Lineage: Eukaryota; Metazoa; Chordata; Actinopteri; Syngnathiformes; Syngnathidae
Gene: nos1apa
Product: nitric oxide synthase 1 (neuronal) adaptor protein a
Exons: 10
Coding region: 325-2007 (560 amino acids)
Molecular function (GO): nitric-oxide synthase binding
Source: RefSeq, a predicted model, not a curated record
GGUGUCCGGCCCCGGCAGCCACUACGACCGGAGGCGGGAUUCGCCUUAGUUCCACACUCCGAGCGAAACUCGGCAAAAGACGUCGCUCGGUCGGGCCCCGCAAACGCAAACGCCGAGGCGGCUCCGGUUCUCCACUUCGGCCGGCCGAGGGCGGUGGAGCGCCGCGGCAAUGCUGCGACGACGACGACGACGGACGAAGGCGACGAGGAGGAACGCGCACUGACCGGAUUUGGAAGUUGAUUCCAGCCCGGAGCGACGACGCCUCGCCUCGCCUCGCCUCGGCUUUCUUGGACGCCCUCCGGCCCCAAGAGAGAGAGAAAAAAAAUGCCUGCGAAAAGCAAAUACAACCUGGUCGACGAUGGGCACGAUUUGAGGAUCCCGCUCCACAACGAGGAAGCCUUCCAACAUGGAAUCAACUUCGAGGCAAAGUACAUCGGCAGCCUCGACGUGACGCGACCCAGCAGUCGGGUGGAGAUCGUGGCCGCCAUGAGAAGAAUCAGGUAUGAGUUCAAGGUGAAAAACAUCAGAAAGAAAAAGGUCAGCAUCAUGGUGUCGGUGGAGGGCGUCAAGGUGGCCUUGCGAAAAAAGAAGAAAAAGAAAGAAUGGAUGUGGGACGAGAAUAAGAUGUUGGUGAUGCAGGACCCCAUUUACAGAAUAUUCUACGUGUCUCAUGACUCGCAGGAUUUGAAGAUCUUCAGUUACAUCGCGCGAGACGGCCACAGCAAUGUCUUCCGCUGUAAUGUUUUCAAGUCCAAGAAGAAGAGUCAGGCCAUGCGCAUUGUCCGGACUGUUGGUCAGGCGUUUGAGGUCUGUCACAAACUGAAUCUGAAGAACGCACAGCACAACAAGGAUGGACAGGUGGACUGCCACGGUGAAAAGAAUGGAAACGGCUCCUCCGUUUCAGGGGUGCGUGCUCAUCCGCGGGUGUGCGCGUGCCUUUUAGUGGGCUCCGGGGAAGCGGACAAGACGGCGACCGUUCUCGAGGAGACCGACAUCGAUGCCGAUGAGACCAACCAGCUCCCAGCGGCCGAGGAGCUCAACGUGAACCGGGGGGUGACCGACCUGGACGCCACGGCCAAGACCUCGGACCUCGGCCUCUCGCGCAAUACGAUUUCCGAAGAAGCCUCCUUGCUGACGUCCAGCCCCAGGCUGCUGCUGCUCCCCCCCGCAUCCGGCGCGCUCUCACCCGGAGCUCCCUUGUCCGUUCACCAUCAGAUCCAACUCCUCCAACAGCAACUUCAGCAGCAACAGCAGCAAACGCAAGUGGCCGUGGCGCAGGCGCACCUCUUGAAAGACCAGCUGAGCGCCGAGGUCACGGCCCGACUGGAGGCGCAGGCUCGAGUUCACCAGCUGCUGCUGCAAAACAAAGACCUGCUGCAGCACAUUUCGCUGCUGGUCAAGCAGAUCCAGGAACUGGAGACCAAAAUCGCCGCACCCGACUCCGCGGGAUCCCAGGACAGUUUGUUGGAGAUCACCUUUCGCUCCUCGGUGCCCCCGGUAAUCUGCGACCCGACGACGCCCAAACCGGAGAUGUCUGCCUUGAACCUCCCCCUGCUUUGCACCACCGACGUGGCCGUAAACCCAUUCGCAUCUUCCAACGGGAACGUGGGAAGCCUGCUAGGUAGGGACCGACGGGUUCUCAAAUUAGAAUGUUUUCGUUUUCUCCCGGGGCCCGCGCCGCCUCCCCUCUCCUUGGCCCCCCCUCCUUUGGAAACCAAAGAGCCCGAGGCGACGGAGAUGCCCGAAGACACGGCAAAGUUAUCGGCUCGCGAUGCCGGUUCGCCGAGCCGCCGCCACUUUGCUGCUUUUCGAGAGUCGGGCAUCGUCUCCGAGUGCGAGUCCAACACGGAUGACAGUGACGAGAGGGGGGAGGAAGAGGAGGAGGAGGGGGGAGACGCGGUGAUGGAAUUCUUUGGUUGGGGAACGGAGGCAGAGACCCUCAGGCUGCUCAAUGUUCUGAACAAACGGGUGACUCCCGACUGCCUGGGAGAUGAAAUUGCCGUGUAACUCCCACAGGAGCAAACUUCAGAGGACUGCUCACCCCCCCAGCCCCCUCCCCACUGUCAUUCCAGCCCCAAAAUAGAUGACACGCGCGUCAUGGAUUCAUCUCUGCUCCACAAACUUUGUACAUUUACACACCAACAAACAUGUAUUUGUACACAAAUUGUUAUCAAUGCACGUGAAUAAGGUUGAUGGAUGAUCAUAUUAAGACAAACGUUGGGCAAACUGUCCGUUUGUUUGGGAACUUGAACGAGCUUCAACCCUGUAACUGGGCAACCUAUCGGCAUGAAGUCGGAAUUUUUAAACUCAUAUCUUCUGAGUGAUGAAAUGACCCGUAGAACAAGCGCUGGUAUCCGCAAUCUUGUGAUUUGGGUUCCGUCCCGCAGCUCGUGAGGACCUUCGAAAUCUUGGCACUGUUCUUUCCUCACUGGUGAACGAGACCCAAGAUACUCAGGGCGGGGGGGUCUCGUUCCCGACCUGGACCAUGGCAUUCCGACCUUUUGCCGACUGAGUACGAUGGUCUCAGGUUUGGAGGUGCCGAUUCUCAGCCAAAGCGUUUCGCACUGUGCUGCAAAUCGCUCCGGUGAGAGUUGAAGAUCGCAGACGAUGCGACUCUGCGGGUUAGCAAACCGGACCUCCUCAAUGCUUCGGCUGUGCCAAGAAAUUCUGUCCAUCAAGGUCACCGACAGAAUCUAUGACAAAUUGCAACUCCGACUGGAAACAAAGUCGCCGUAUUGCUAGCGAUGCCGGCCAAACUCUGACACGGAGUAACCGAGCCGCCCGUAUCAAUGUUGCCGCUCCUGUAGUCGGAACGAGGCUUCCGGUCUUCCAAAAAAAGUGGCAUUGCCAAUCCGGAGGCCUGGACUGUUCUCUAUUCACACGCUGAAAUGAUUCUUUUGUCCGUUGAGUGUUUAUCGCUCGUCGUCUCGCCGUUCGGGGCAAAUGGACCGACGUACGCCGGAGCCAAUUGCCCGGUCGCUGCAGUAAAUCUUCCCGGUGAAAUGGGACAUUACCGGCGCUUUUUGUACCCCUCGUUUAAUCGUCCGCGGCAUUUCCGCUGGCUCAUAAAACCCUCGUUAAAUUCUGCACUUAUUACCGA